This is a messenger RNA of Clupea harengus (Atlantic herring), 2159 nucleotides long. Its product is annotated as claudin-7-A. Gene Ontology annotation, cellular component: bicellular tight junction; membrane. The record is from RefSeq and is a predicted model, not a curated record. NCBI's taxonomy places the organism in Eukaryota, Metazoa, Chordata, Actinopteri, Clupeiformes, Clupeidae. Gene Ontology annotation, molecular function: structural molecule activity.
GCCUACUGGCCGUCCUAUUAUAGGCUACUGUCUGUAGUUUGCUCAUUGAGACAACAUCCUAGUUAGGCUACAGACACGAAUCACGUAUUUCACUAGUUAGCUGGAUGCUCAGAUUAUUUUUUUGCAAACUGUCACAUGUUGUAAAUGAAUGUGUGGAUGUGAUAUAACGUGAUGAAUCGAUUACUAUUCGUCUACGAAUGAAUGCGAAAAAUGCGGAUUAGCAAAAAAGAAAACUUGCUGUAACAACAGGUUCAAAAGAUCAACUCCUUAUUCCUAGAAGAACUAUGACGGUGGGCGCGUAGGAGUGACAAUUCUGCGUUCUCAGCUUCAUGGGUGUUGUACAGAUGGUGGACAGCAGUUGGUGCCAGUGAGUUGACAGUAUGUAUAAAAAGGGACCAGCAGCUUUCCCACAGUUAACGGUUUUAUCCCUUUAAGUGUCCACGGGUUAUACCUUGCGCUCAUUUGCACGGAUCUGCGUUUUGUACACUUGUUCUUGAACCUGCUGUUUUGCCUAUCUUUACUGAAUUCCCAUACUACCUCGGAUCUGCCAUGGCAAAUGGAUGUGUCCAAGUUUUCGGUUGUAUUUUAGCGUCUUUGGGACUUGUCUGCCUGAUUAUAUCAACUUGUGUGAACGAAUGGAAAACUCACGGCUACACAGAUGGGGGGAUGCUGAAGUCGUUUAUGAUCAACACCGGACUCUGGAUGGAGUGUAAAGUGCCCAGCAAUGGCAAAUGGGAGUGCGAGGUUUUUGACUCGAUUCUCCAUUUACCAAAAGACGUCCAGGUGACCAGAGCCAUGAUGAUCAUUAGCAUCACUCUAUCAGUGUGUGGGUUGGUAGUGGCUAUGUUGGGCAUGAAAUGCACACUGUGCCUGGAUGAAGACGAACAGGUGAAAAACAAGGUGGCAUUCACUGGAGGGAUCCUUAUCACUUUGGCAGGGGUCUGUGCUUUGGGAGUAGUGUCUUGGUAUGCCCACGGUGUGGUAACAACCUUCAAUGACCCUCGCACACAGGCCUUCAGGUUCUCCCUGGGCAAGUGCCUGUUUUUGGGUUGGGGUGGAGCUCUCCUGUCCAUUAUUGGAGGGGCACCCCUAGUGUGCUGCAGCUUGUCACGGUCCUCUUCCGGCAGAAGGUACACAUCACAGCCUCCAGUCCAGAUGGACUCCGGCAAAGAGUACGUGUAGAAAUCCCACAAAAGAGCCCACGGGUGACGGGUCCCUCAGACUGUUAAGGAGCACCAUGAAGCCACACCACAACAGCUCAAUCAGGCUGGUUUUCUAUCACAUGUAUCAGAUUCAACCACAGAGAUUCUUCUUCAACAAUGUAAUGUUGAGGCUUAAGGAUUAGUCUAAAAUUAAGCGAUUUCGUUGCAUCGGUAAUAAUCUUUUUUCUUUUGUAAAUGGCUCCAACAUUUCAGCAAUCUAUUAAGGACUGCUCAUCAAUAAGUUGCAAUCCUUAUUAAAGAGUCCAUCUAAGGACCAGUUUGUAGAUUAGAAAUGUGUUUUUAUUUAUUUAAUUAAAUUAGGUUUUGUUACAAAUUAUGCUGUUUUCAGUUCAUUUAGGAAACAAGAAAUGAAAUGUAGAUGUAAUUUUCAUUACAUAUAUGUUAUCUAGAGCACUGCAAAUCAUAUAAGCAACUGAAAAGGUAAUUGUCUUAUACUUAAGUAUAGUUUCAAGUAAAUUAGGCUUAUUAAAUUCAGUAUUUACAAUAUUGAAUGAUUUAUAGGAAAAAUGAGUAAAUUAACAGUAAGUAAGUGAGAGUUAGUGUACCUUUUUUCCUCAAAAACACAUCACCUCUGCAUUUGCUUGUGUAUAUGGUAGUACUAUGCUUGUAACUUGUGGUGAUCUACACAAUACCACAAUUUUUAUAUUAGUUUUGUAUUUUCAUUCAUGGCAUGGCAUCAUGGACAUGUUUUUUAUUUGUGUCAUCUUUUGUGCGUCAUUUUAUGCCUUAUAUUACUUCAGUAAGAUAAAUAGUUGGUCAAAUCCUAAAAUAUGUUAUGUAUGUCAAAAUGUGUUACCAUUGCAGCUGUUUUAAGAAUAAAGUGUUGGUAAAAAAAUAUUACAGUUUAACCUUGUUUUUUGGAUCAGUAAAGUAAUAGAAUAGAAAGACAAUGGUCAGUUACAAAGGAUGAUAAACUCACAUAAUAAAUGUAAUCUU